CAUUGGAGAGGCAUUGUAUUAUGGGCAGCAGUGAAGCUGAUGCAUCUGCAAAGACUCCAAGGACAUCUGUUGCUCAGGAGCAAACCACUGCUACUAGCUCCACCCCUGCUGUGACUGUUUAUCCAGACUGGUCAAACUUUCAGAUUAUGCCUAUGCUUGGGGAGGCUCAUCGAGUUGUCACUUAUUCUGACAGGCAUAUUCACCAAUUCCACCACAUGGAUUCUUUCAUUCUCCUGUUGCAUCUAGUCCUCAGCCCCAUCCUUACAUGUGGGGACCUCAGGUGUUUUUUGUUAUUCAAAUAUUUGAAAAGAUUAUUUUGAAUGUUUUUUUGCUAGUCAAAUAAUUAUUCUUUUGAAUGUUUUUUGACAUUUCAGAAGGAAAGCUUAGUGAGGCAGGAACACAUACUCAUUACAAUAGAUUAGAAUUAUUGCAGGAGCCAAGAUAAGAUGGAAUUGAGAUGGAAUUUUCAUUGGAUAGUCACAAAAAUACAUAGAUUUUAUUAGUUCCUUGCACUGUAGUAAUGCAUCUGUCAACCAGGUGAUUUGGUGAGUCAUGCAGUGAGAACUUAAUUCUCAUGCCAACUUCACAAUCCUUGUACUUGCUUAUCCAUAGGGAGGUCAAAAUAUAAGCUGUGGAAAAUCACAUAGGAAUGAUCAUACAUGGACACAUUUGUUGAAAAUGUUUUUGUGAUAUAAAAUGACAAUUUUACAAUAUCUGUGUUGUUUUUAUGUAUUGAAGUUCAUUAUGGUGGAUCUAUGUUUUCCAACCUUGCCAUGAAACCGUCAUUCUUAAUGCUUUAUCUGCAGCACCUUAUGCCACCAUAUGGGACUCCACCACCCCCAUAUGUGAUGUAUCCUCCUGGAGGGUUAUAUCCAUCUAUGCCUCCUGGAGCACACCCUUUCAGCCCUUAUGCAAUGACUUCGCCAAACAGCAAUGUUGAGGCUUCUGGAGCCCUUGCUGGUACAGAAGUAGAUGGUAAGUCAUCCGAAGGUAUGGAAAGAAGUGCCAUAAAAAGAUCCAAAGGUAGUUUAGGUAGUUUGAAUAUGAUUACAGGAAAGAACAGCACUGAGCCAGGUAAAACAUCAGGGCAACCAACCAAUGGAACAUUUUCUCAGAGUGGUGAAAGCGGAUGUGACAGUUCAAGUGAAGGGAGUGAUGCCAAUUCCGAAAAUGACUCACACACAAAGACAACUCGUGGGCAUGAAUCUCAUGGUGAGGUUUCCCAGAGAGGCACUGCUGGUGGAUCUCAGAAUGGUGUUACUCAAAUUCCAUCACAGGCAAUGUUGAGUCAUCAAAUGGCUAUAGUGUCUUUGCCUGCACCUGGAGCAGUAGCUGGUCCUACCACGAACUUAAAUAUAGGAAUGGAUUAUUGGGGCGCUCCAAGUUCAUCACCUGUUCCAGUGCAUGGAAAAGGGGCUGCAGCACCUGGUGCUCCCUCAGAUCAUUGGUUGCAGGAUGAGAGAGAACUUAAAAGGCAGAAAAGAAAGCAAUCAAAUAGGGAAUCUGCACGUAGAUCCAGACUACGUAAGCAGGCAGAGUACGAAGAGCUGGCACUAAAAGCUGAUACUUUAAGGGAGGAAAAUGCUAACUUGAGGGCAGAGCUGACAAGGAUCAAGAAGGAAUAUGAGCUACUUGUUUCCCGAAAUGCAUUGCUUAAGGAAAAGCUUGGCGAAGCAGAGCAAGGUGCAGAUGAUCACAGUGCUGACAGAAAGGAGCAAGGUUCUGUAGAUGAGAACUUGAAACAGAACUUGGAUUCUGAUGCACAAGCGGCCAAAACAGACCAAGGGCAGACAGACAUCUAGCCCUGGCUGGCAUGGAGAUCCGAGCCUAACCUUGAAUGACCUGUAUGCAUACCUGAUUAGUAUGUAACCCAAAUUUACUUUUUUUUUUUAAAAUUUUUUAUUUUGUCAUCUGAUUGGCUUUAGUUAGAUUGAUGUCAAAAUCAACCACCUUAGGUUUCGCUUGCCUAUGAUAAUGGCCUCACUAUUUUAGCUGUUAAACCCAGCUUCCUCUUGUGCUGAGGCAUGGCUGCCCAAUUACCACUUUAAUCUGUAUGUCUAACUCUCGACUGAAUGUAUUAACAAAAAUGAUUGUUAAGCUAAUCCAGUGAUGUUGACUUAUUCUUUGCA
Zingiber officinale is the source of this 2129-nucleotide messenger RNA. Its product is annotated as bZIP transcription factor 1-B-like. The record is from RefSeq and is a predicted model, not a curated record. NCBI's taxonomy places the organism in Eukaryota, Viridiplantae, Streptophyta, Magnoliopsida, Zingiberales, Zingiberaceae. Bases 756 to 1802 code for a protein of 348 amino acids. The transcript is spliced from 11 exons. Gene Ontology annotation, cellular component: nucleus. Gene Ontology annotation, biological process: regulation of DNA-templated transcription. Gene Ontology annotation, molecular function: DNA-binding transcription factor activity; sequence-specific DNA binding.